CAUAAUUUAAUAUAAUAAGCGUUUUUUUGAAAACAUUUUUUGUUAACGAUGUACCUUCAGCAAGACUAGAAAUCAUGAGAAUGACCUUAUCAGUCUUAUUGCUUAUUAUUUUUGGUGCAAAUGUAGCGAUUUUGCAGAGAUAUGAUGGUUAUCCAUAUGAAGCAGAUUUCCUGGAUAUGGAUCCUGAUUCGAUUUUGGAAGAGAACGCUAUAAUUACAGCAAAUGCCACAUGUGGUAUAAACCGUAAAGAAUAUUUCUGCCGGCUUGUUGAACAUGCUGAUGGCUUUAUCACAUACGAUGGUCGCCUACACCGAACACCAAGGGAAGUUUUGACUUACAGCCAGGAAGCCAAGUCUUAUCGUGACCCAAGUGGGCAAUGGGUGCAAUGUGGUUAUUGUGAUGAUAGAGAUCCUAAUUUACGGCAUCCAAUUGAAUACGUUCUCAGUGGUGAGGCCAAUUUGUGGUGGCAAAGCCCAUCUUUGGCACAAGGUUUACAAUACCAUGCGGUUACAAUCACUAUGGACUUUCGUCAGGUAUAUCAAAUAGUCUAUGUUCUUCUACGUAUGGGUGAUAGUCCUCGGCCAGCCAAUUGGAUCCUAGAACGUUCAGUAGAUGGUGAAGUAUAUCAUCCAUGGGUAUUUUUCGCUAAAACUGAAUAUGACUGUAAGAAGUUAUACGAACCGUUAAUUGAUCGACCACUAACUAUUACAAGUGGACCAAGACCAUGGCAUUUGGGUGAUGAUGAAGUUUACUGUACAACAUUUUACAGUCAACCUCAAGCAUUACAAUCAGGUGAAAUUAUUGUAACUUUAACAUUAGAUCGUGAAAGUACCAUAUCUACUGAAUCGGGUCUUGAAAGUCCUAUAUCAUCAAAGUUAAUUGAUUUCUUGUCUGCACGAUUUGUACGAUUACGUUUUCAACAAUUACAAACACUUUCUGGUGAUUGGAUGGCUAUGCCAAAUCAAUUAGACAGUUCAGUUUAUAAUAGGUAUUAUUACUCAAUUCGAACGAUUAAAGUUGGGGGAAAAUGUGUAUGUAAUAGUCAUGCUAGUCGAUGCGAACAGAAAGUAAUUGAUGGUGUACCUCGAGCCGUGUGUGACUGUCAACAUAAUACAUGCGGAAACAAUUGUGAAAAGUGUUGUCCAUUGUUCAAUCAACAACCAUGGCGUCCAGGAAGAAUAUGUGAAGAGUGUAACUGUAAUCAAAAGGCAGAUGAAUGUAUUUAUAAUCAAACAGUCGCUAAUCUUCGUUUAAGUAUGCGUAAAGAUGGUGUUCUAGAAGGUGGAGGAGUCUGCUUAAACUGUCGUGAAGAUACAACUGGUGUAAAUUGUGAAAAAUGUAAACAAGGUUAUUAUCGCCCAUUAAAUGUCCGACCUGACUCACAAUAUCCUUGUAGACCAUGUGAAUGUAGUACUUUUGGUUCAACUGGUGACUGUACAUCUAAUGAUGCUGAAAUACCAGAACGAUAUCCCGGAGAUUGCAUCUGUAAAGAAGGUUAUGCAGGUAGACGUUGUGAUGAAUGUGCUGAAGGUUAUCAACGUUCUAACAUUGAUCCUCAAUUAUGUAUACCAUGUACAUGUGAUAUUAGAGGAAGUCAUCGUGGUCCAGGAUAUCAAUGUGAACCACCAUGUAAUUGUAAGAUUAAUGUUGAUCCAGAUUCUUAUUGUAAUACAUGUCAAAAAGGAUUUUUCAAUUUAGAUGUUAAUAAUCCAGAAGGUUGUCAAUCAUGUUAUUGUUCUAGUCUUACUGAUCAAUGUACUGGUGUUACACCAACUACUGCAAUGAUGCUGGAAAGAAAAGGAUUACUUGGUCCAGUCAACACUUUAGCGAAUUGGAAAAUUAUUGUACCAAGCUUAUCUACACCAGAUACAAGUUACACAAUACCAAUGAUAGAAACAUCUGUACAAUAUGAUAAAGUUUUAUUUGCUCAAACACGUGCAGUUGAAGGUUGGCUUUCAUCAGUUACUUCAACACCAGUUACACGCGGUUAUUAUUGGUCUGCACCAGAAGCAUAUUUAGGCAAUCAAAUAACAGCUUAUCGUGAUACAUUGAAUAUUAUUUUACGUUUUAAUUCACCUACUAUGUUAACAUAUCGUACACCGACAAUAAACACGGACAUAUCAGGCAGUAGACAAUUUUCUUUAUCAAUGGCUAUGACUGAUCACUUAAAUUAUAUGUGGCUACAUGAACCAGACAUAGUAAUUGAGGGUAAUGGUUAUCGACUAGUUCAUAUGCUAUCACCAUCCUAUCGUGAAAGUCAUAUGAUUUUAAAUAUUCCAUUAAGUGAAUCAUCAUUUCGUGUAAUUGUUGAACCGCCAACCUCUAUACCAUUAGAUCGUUUCCCUAUAAGUUGGUUACAGGGUGAUCAAUUAAGAUUUGAUGAAUCAACAUUGGAACGAGUUGGUCGACCAGCAACAAUAGCUGAUAUAAUGACUGUGUUAUCCAGUAUAGACAGAUUAUUGAUUAAAGCUAAAUAUAUUACUGAUCAAACAACAACUGAAUUAAUGUCUGUUACACUUGGUCGUGCAUUACGUUAUGAAACUGGUGGAAUACCAAAUAUUGAAGAAUGUAUUUGUCCAAAUGGAUAUUCAGGAUCAUCUUGUGAAUCAUGUGCAAUUGGUUAUUAUCGUGAUUAUCAAAAACAAUCAACGAUACAGACUAAUCAAAGUUCUUUUACUUCAUCAACAGCUUUAUCAUUAUGGCGUUCAACUAUGAUGACACAAUUACCUGUUUGUGUACUAUGUGAAUGUCAUGGACAUUCAGAUAUUUGUGAUGAGAAAACUGGAGUAUGCAUUGAUUGUACUCAUAAUACUGCAGGAGAUAAAUGUGAUGUAUGCGCACCGGGAUUUUAUGGGGAUCCACGAACCGGUGACCCAACAGCAUGUAAAUCAUGUGAAUGUCCUCAUUUAGAUUAUCAAAUGACUACAAUUUGUUUGGCACAUGAAGAAGAAGUAUUUAAAGAGGAAAAACCUUAUGUUUGUUUGGAUUGUACAGAAAAUACUCGAGGUCGAUAUUGUGAAGUAUGUGCAGAAAUGUAUUAUGGUGAUCCACUGAAUGGAGUGCCAUGUCGUCCAUGUAAUUGUGGACCCGCUGCUAUAGGUUGCAAUUCAACAAAUGGAGCUUGUAUCUGUGGAUUUAAUACAGCUGGACCGCAAUGUGAUGCAUGCGCUGAAGGAACGCAUGGAGAUCCAACUAGAGGACAACCAUGUAGACCUUGUAAUUGUCAUCCAAAAGGCAGCAUCUCUCCAUCAUGUAGACUUGAAGAUGGUCAAUGUAAUUGUUUAUCAACAUAUGAAGGUGUUAGAUGUGAUCGUUGUAUAUCUGGUCGUGGUAAUACAGAAGCUGGUUGUCCACCAUGUCAAUGUGAUCCUAUUGGUACCAGACCAGAAUAUUUAACAUCAUGUGAUCCUGUCUCUGGACAAUGUUCUUGUAAACCAGGAGUUGGUGGUACUUUAGACUGUUCAACAUGUCAAGUAGGAUAUUAUAAUCUAGGUCCAAAUGGAUGUACAGAGUGCAAAUGUACUUCAAGAGCAAUCGAUCGAACAUGUAAUCCAAUCACUGGUCAAUGUAAAUGUGGUGAGAAUGUAAUUGGGGAUACAUGUGAUAAAUGUUUGCCUGGAUUCUAUUGGAAUAACACUGGAUCAAAUUGUUUACCAUGUAAUUGUGGAAUUGGAACUGAAUUAACUAGAACAUUAACUCAGUUAACUGAAUGUGAUAUGAAUACUGGUCAGUGUAAAUGUGCUCCACAUGUAGUAGGACGAGACUGUACAGAAUGUGAAUUAGGAUAUUUUGGUGUUUCUGAAAAUGGUUGUAAACCUUGUUUGCCUUGCCCAAAUGGUCAAGUUUGUGAUCAGAUUACGGGAAAAUGUAUUUGUCCACCAAAUACUGAAGGUGAUCGAUGUGAUAGAUGCGUUGUUGGUUCAUGGGACUAUAAUCCAGUGAUUGGUUGUAAAAAUUGUAAUUGUUCGAUAGAUGGUUCCGUUAUAGGCCUUGAAGAUCAAUGUGAUUUAACCACGGGACAAUGUACAUGUAAACCAGAAUUUUCAGGUCGUGCAUGUAAUGAAUGCAGUAAGGGUUAUUAUGGUUAUCCUUAUUGUAGAAAAUGCAACUGUGAUAUGCGUGGUACUGCAUGGGGAAAUCUAUCCAUAUCAGAUACGGUUGUACCAUGCAAUCCAAUUGAUGGACAAUGUAACUGUAAAGAAAAUGUCGAAGGUGAUCAAUGUGAUCAAUGUAAACCUGGAACUUUUGGUUUGAAUAUUGAUUAUCCACUUGGUUGUUAUACAUGUUUCUGUUUUCCAACUGGUACAUCAUCUCGUUGUAGUCUAUUGACAGGUUAUCGUUCAGUUCCAGGGAAAGUGAAAGGAGUUGAAAUAAUUUCUACUGAUGAUCCACGUUAUCCAGGUGGACCGUUAAUUGAUUUAAAACUUGGUUUAAAAGAUAUUGAUAUAAAUGAAUUAACUAUUGGUUUAAGUCAAUUCAGUUGGCGUUUCUCUGUGCAUCGUCCAACUCAUUUAGAAAUACCAGAAUUAAAGGGUUCAUUAAUGCGUAAUUAUGGAAGUGUACUUAUAGGUGUAUUGACAGAAUGUCUACCUACUGGUGAUUGUAAACUUGGCAUUGAAGAUGCACAAACUACUAACAUAUUGUCAAAUAGAGAGGAUUUACCCGGAGGGUUAAUUAUACGUAGAAAUGAUAUUGUAGAUGCUCGAAUGACAGCAUUAAAUGGUUAUAUCGAAAUGGAAUAUCAACCAUCUGAAAAUUCACCUACAUCUAUUGCGGAUGGUUAUCGUCAAAUUUGGCUUCGUGAACAAGAUUGGGUAAUAACACGUGUAUCUGGUAUUGAUACACGUGUUCGACCAACACGUAAUGAAUUAAUGUUAGCUUUACUUAAUGUUACAUCAUUCAGUGUACGUUUAUUUAUGCCUGAAGCAAGACCCAAACUUGUGAGUGUAAAAUAUAAAAUUUAUCAACCACGUACAGAAAUAACAACACUAUCUGGAAUCGAAAUUAAAACAAUCGAAAAAUGUGAAUGUCCACCGACUGCAUCCGGUGAUCAUUGUGAGAUUGCUUCGUCUGGAUUUUAUUUCCCACCAAUUAAACCGAAACCUGGACGUGAAAUUCUACCACCAACUGCCAUAAUUGAUCCUACUCUUCCAACAGGACACAUCAUUUGGGAAGGUGGAGCACAGAAAUGCCGUUGUCAUGGUAUGUCCUCAAAUUGUGAUCCAGUCACUGGAAUAUGCUUGGAUUGUACCGGUAACACAGAAGGCCCAGACUGUGGGAAAUGUGCUACAGGUUAUAUGGGCGAUCCAAAAAUUGGACAACCAUGUGUUAAAUGUCAAUGUCCUACCGAACAAACCGAUUAUGCAAUCACAUGUACACCAUCAACUGAUCCUUCACUUUUACCACAUAAAUGUAUUUGUAAAGUAGGCUAUGCUGGUUUACGAUGUGAACAAUGCGCUCCUGGCUAUUAUGGUGAUCCAACAAGCAUGAUUGCUUGUCAAGCAUGUGAUUGCGAUAGUGGAGGAUCAAGAUCGGAGACAUGUAAUCAAGACACUGGACAAUGUGAUUGUUGGCCUGGUAUUAAAGGGCGUAGAUGUGACCAAUGCGAAGAAGAUCAUGUUGUUGAUCAUGGAACAUGUCGUGAUUGUCGUGGUCCAUGUACCGGUGAAUUACUUAUUAAAUCUGAUUAUGUCAAAUUACAAAUUGAUGGAUUAAAUAUUACCACUUUAGCUUAUCAAGGUUUAGCUAAAUUAAAACAACAAAUAGAUAUGAAUAAGAAACGUUUUAUACCAUCACGUAUUCAAUUAGAAAAUGAAAUUCUAUCACGUACAAAACAAUUAUUUCGACAAUUGAUUGAAAUCAAUCAAAGUUAUAUAAGAAUAUUUAAUAAUUAUCAAGUAUUUGAUCAAUCGAAUUGUGAUAUUUUAGAACAAAUCAAUACAUUGUAUAAUCAAUCUAAUUUAAUAGAAAAUCAAUUAAAUAAUUGGAUUAAUCGAUUAAUGAAACAAGAAUAUGGACAAUCAAUGAAUUUGCAUGAAUUAAAAAAUUGGCAAGAACAUUCCAAACAAAUUUAUACUAAUUUAAGUAAUAUACAAUUAAAUGAAACUAUAAUAUGGUUAAAUGAAAUAGAAAUAGAAAUUCAAAGAAUUAUUCAACGAAUUAAUGAAUUAAUACAAUCAAUAAUUAAUCAAAAUCAUAUACAAAUUGAUUUAAAUCAAUUAAAUCGAUAUCAGGAAUUACAAAAAUUUUUAAUUGAUUAUCAAACCAAUCAAAUAUAUCGUAUUAGUAAUGGUACCAAAUUAGCAAUAAAUGAAUUAGAUAUAGCAUUAAAAAAGGCGAAUACAUUAGUCGAUACUGUUAAAACGACAACAAGUUUAACAACAUUACAAUCCUUUAAUAAACAAUCACAUAAUUUAAAUGAACAAUUAUCCCAAUUAGAACAAUUACAUCCUAAUCAAGAACAAUUGAAUCGAAUUGAUACAUUAAAUAAUCUUCUUUAUCAAUUAAAUCAAAUACAAUUACCGGAUUCCAAACAAAUUUCUAUCCCAUCCGAAUUAUAUACAAAUAUCAUUGAACCAAUAGAACAAGAAUCACAACUUAUUCAUGAUAAAUUAAUCCCAACAGAACAAUUAAAUCGUACUUAUUUAGCUUAUAAUGCCUAUCAAUUAAUGAUAGAUAAUAUAAAAUUAGCUGAGAAUGCAACAAAUGAAGCAGAGAAUGCAUUUUUGAAUAGUACUACAACAAUAGAUGGUCAACAAAUUACAUGGCAAAAUCGUUUACAAUUCAUUAUUAAUAAACGUGAUUCUAUUACAAAUAGAUUAAAUAAUCAAUCAAUAAUUUAUAAUUCACAUAAUGAAACAUUAAAUUUAAUUGAUAAACAAUUAGAAACUACUGAUAAUGAUUUAAGUACUUUAAAUCAAAUUGCUUUAAAUAAUUUAAAAUUAACUAAAAAUAUAGUUAAUAAAGUUGAUUCAAUACAACAAUUUUUGAAAGAUACAAAACCCCUGGUUCAAAAUGCCUCGGAUAAAUUACAAGUACAGUUAGGACGUUAUAAUGGAUUACAUGAUCGUUUACAAGAAAUGGAGAAUCGAUUUUCUCAAAUACAAGGAACAGCUAAAACUCUAGUUGAUCGAGCAAAUAUUACUCAAUCCUAUUUAAUUAAAUCAAUUGAUGAAGUUGAACAUGUUGCUAGACAAUUAGAUUCAAAAUUGUUAAAUUUACGACGAUUAGCUGAUGAAGCACGUUCAAUGCUUGAUGUGAAUUAUGGAUCAUUAUCUCAUGAUCCAGUACCUUUACAAUUAGGUCAAGAUUGUGUAUACACAUUGGUUCCUUAUAGUCUAACAAAAUCUCGAGUGUUUGAUGUUGAAUUUUGGUUUAAUUUGAAUAAUUUACCAACUUUAUCGAGUAUAAGUAGUGUAUUAAUGGUUGGACGUAGAGCUUUUGAAGGACAUACACAAAUGUUUGCAUUCACUGUUGAAGCACCUGAUAAUAGACUACGCUUUUCAUGGAAUACUCCAAAUGGAAUCCUAGAAUUAGGUCCAAUUGCAAAAAAUACUUGGUAUCAUACACGUGUUACAUCAGUUGGUGGUGAGACAAGAAUGAUACUUAUGGAACGAUCAUUUCAAGAUCAUGGUGAUGUAUUUCCCGAGAUGAAACAAACUUCUACAACAAAUGGAACACUUGAUCAAGAAGCAAAUCUUAUUAUGGAUAGACAAAUGGAAUUACGUAUUGGAGGAGUUAUGCAACCUAGUAGUCGUUUAAGUAACCCGGAAGCAUGGGGUGAUAAUGGUGCUGAGGAAUUCUGGUCACGACUUAUGUCAAUGGAAUCAAUUAAAUUUUGUAUGUUCAACUUAAGAUUAAGUGGGACACCUAUUAGUAUUGCUAAUUUUGCUGAUGCUAAUCCUGAAUGUUCUAAGCCAAGAGAAUAUCAGUGUCAGUUACCGUGAGUUUUUUAUAGCCAUUGAUUUGUUUGUUAAUUUAUUGAAUUUAAAUCAUUUUAAGUGUACUAUUGAACCAAUGAGAAUUGAGAAAG
Molecule: messenger RNA, 8032 nt
Organism: Schistosoma haematobium
Lineage: Eukaryota; Metazoa; Platyhelminthes; Trematoda; Strigeidida; Schistosomatidae
Product: Laminin subunit alpha-1
Exons: 35
Coding region: 75-7946 (2623 amino acids)
Biological process (GO): axon guidance
Cellular component (GO): basement membrane
Molecular function (GO): extracellular matrix structural constituent
Source: RefSeq, a predicted model, not a curated record